Molecule: messenger RNA, 2041 nt
Organism: Cotesia congregata
Lineage: Eukaryota; Metazoa; Arthropoda; Insecta; Hymenoptera; Braconidae
Source: the annotation of a GenBank genome assembly
UGUAAAAAUGUUAAUUGACAUUUGUAAAAAUUACUUAAACACUAAAGUUAAAUGCGACAAGCCAAGUUGUGAUGAUUAUGACAUUGAAAACUUGAUAUCUGAGAACGACAGAGGUUUUUUAGUUUAUUCAUGCAUAAAUCCACCAAUAAACAUAGACUUUAAUUUUACAAAUCUCAUUAAAUUAAGCCAUGUAAUAAUAUGGCCAGCAAUCGGUGAGCAAAAGUCUAUUGGAUUCAAACUUUCUGUCAAUUUAAGAGACAAUACCAUCAAUCAGUUGGCUGUUGGAUUUCUGGAGCCCAGUGACAGUGGGAUUAUUUUUUGCUGCAAUGACAGUGAUGUUAAUCAACUUAAAACUAAUUAUAGAAAUUUUUCUAUUAAAUACAUCAGUGGAUUCGCUCAUAAAUUUGUUAAUUCCACGGAUAAUUUAAAGUUGACAAUCAUGAAGACACAAAAGUCUGUAGCAGCUGUCAAGAGAAUUCAAAUUUGGGGUUACGUCAGACCUAAUUCCAAAAUACAUCAAUUGUUCACGGAGUAUAAUGAUAAAAUUAAUUGUUGUAAAAAUGUGUCACUGCCUGUAGAAAUUAAGGAUGCUGAAAUUAAGCCUCAGUCGAGUGAUAAAAAAUCACUGGAAAUACCUGAUGAAUUUUUAGAUCCAAUAACUUGCAGCCUGAUGAUCCAACCAAUCAUUUUACCAAGCGGUAAAAUAAUCGACCACAGUACUCUGGAGACCUACGGAAAAAAUGAAGCGCUCUGGGGAAGACAACUUAGUGAUCCAUUCACUGGUCUACGCCUUAGUAAUAAUUUUCGGCCUGUUUACGCUCAAGCAUUAAAAUGUAGAAUUGAUAAAUUUAUAACUGACAAUCAUUGUCAUGCUGAUUUCAACAAUAUUCCUCGGGUGUUAGGACCUCAUAGACAUUCUACGGUUGAUGUGGAUUUAAACAGCAUUUCUGCUGGUCAAAAAGGAAGUUUGUCAGCUUCUAAAAUUAAUUUUUUAACUGGAUCGAUACCAAGAAAUAUCAAGACCAGCCACAGGAUACCUAUUAUUGCCAGUUAUUCACGGUUCAGCUGUUUAAAGCCUAAGUUGUCAAAAAAAAUAAAGAAAGUUACUGAAAUUAAUUGUUUUAGUAGCAGCGAAGCUGCUACGACUGAAAAUAAUAUUUUGAAUGAAUCAACGAUUAUUGAUGAAAAUUUAAGAGAUAGUUUAAAGGCUUUACUGUCGAAUUUAAAAACUUUGAGUCAAGCUGAAGUCAAAAAAGAGCCUGAUAAUGAAAUAGUUUGUAAAUGUUGUAAAAAUAGUGAAAUUAAAGAUAUUUGUGGGUAUAAACUCACUUGUAGUCAUGUCGUAUGUCGCAGUGCUUUAUUGGCGAAAAAUCUACUUGUUAAUGUUGAUCACUUCAAUGAGCCAUCAACUUCAAAGAUUCCACUUUCAGAAAAUGAUGAUUCCUUUAUAAAACUAUCACCUUGUCAAGAAAUUAAAACAAUAUCUCAGAGUAUAGAACACGAGUCAGAUAACGUUGAGUUAACGAGGAAAAUUUCAAAUACUUUUAUACUAAGACGGUGGAAAAUAAGAAGGGUACAAAAUAUUCCAGAGGAUAGCAGCAGUCAUAAGAGCGACAUAUGUAAAAAUACUGGCCCACCAAACAGCUUUUUCCCACGUUUGAACUUCUAGGUUACGAAGAACAUUUAUACCGACGAGUAAUCCAGCGAUAGCACCAGCAAAAUGUGCAACAUACCCAAUAUGGUCUAUGGUGUUGAGCACAUAUCGCUUGUAAAUAGCCUGUCCGACAUCGACAGAGGUCACGAUUACAAAAACACAUAGCUGCAGGGCUGCGAACUCCAUUUGUCGCCAGUUCAUUAUUAUCGUCGCAACGUGAGCAGUUAUUAGAGCGUAAACUCCACCAGAUGCACCAGCUAGAUAGACUUUUGGGUCUGACACAGAAGUCCCAAGAGACCCAGCGACUACUCCAGCUAUGUAUAUGAUCAAAACUCGCCACCAUUUAUGGACCAUCUCUAAGGGGAUUCCCAGCAUUAUUUGCACCAG